Messenger RNA from Sporothrix brasiliensis 5110, 990 nucleotides. Its product is annotated as ribosomal rRNA assembly protein. Gene Ontology annotation, cellular component: small-subunit processome; nucleolus. Bases 1 to 990 code for a protein of 329 amino acids. The record is from RefSeq and is a predicted model, not a curated record. Gene Ontology annotation, molecular function: RNA binding. The transcript has a single exon. NCBI's taxonomy places the organism in Eukaryota, Fungi, Ascomycota, Sordariomycetes, Ophiostomatales, Ophiostomataceae.
AUGCCGUCGACCCAGAACAAGGACAAGCCGUGGGACACGGAUGACAUUGACAAGUGGAAGGAGGAUGCCUUCAAGCCCGAGGACAACAAGGCGGGCAGCUUUCUCGAGGAGUCGUCGUUUGCCGUCCUCUUCCCCAAGUACCGCGAAGUGUACCUGCGGGAGGCCUGGGCGGGCAUCACGCGAGCACUGCAGGCGCGCGGCAUUGCCUGCGAACUCGACUUGGUCACGGGUACCAUGACGGUCAAGACCACCCGCCGCACCUACGACCCGGCGGCGAUCCUGAAUGCGCGCGACCUGAUCCGCCUGCUGUCGCGGUCUGUACCCGCGCCCCAGGCGCUGCGCAUCCUCGAGGACGGCGUGGCGGCCGACAUUAUCAAAAUCCGCAGCCUCGUGCGCAACAAGGAGCGGUUCGUGAAGCGGCGGCAGCGGAUCCUGGGCCCGCACGGCUCGACGCUCAAGGCGCUCGAGAUCUUGACGGAAACCUACAUUCUGGUGCAGGGCGGCACGGUGUCCGUCAUGGGGCCCUACAAGGGCCUCAAGGAGGUGCGGCGCGUGGUGGAAGACUGCAUGAACAACAUCCACCCCAUCUACAUGAUCAAGGAGCUCAUGAUCAAGCGCGAGCUGGCCAAGGACCCCGCACUGGCCAACGAGAGCUGGGACCGGUUCCUGCCCAACUUCAAGAAGCGCGUGCUGAGCAAGCGGCGCGUGCCGCACCACGUCACGGACAAGGCCAAGAAGACGUACACGGCGUUCCCGCCGGCGCCGGAGAAGAGCAAGGUGGACCUGCAGAUCGAGUCGGGCGAGUACUUCCUCAGCAAGCAGGCCAAGCAGCGGGCGGCGGAGACGGAGCGGCAAGAGCAGGCGCAGGAGCGGAAAAAGGAGAAGAAGCGCGAGCGCGAGCGCGACUUUGUGCCACCAGAGGAGGGCGACGAGAAGCGGAAGAAGAAGAAGCGGAAGACCAAGGAGGUCGAGCCGGCCGACGAGGAUUGA